CCAUUUGUCCCAACCAUGAAACACUCCCUCCCAGGGAUCGAUAAACUGCACUUAUUUGCCCUCUGGACCCCAGGACAGUGUGGCAGCAUGCACACUCACACACACACACACACACACACACACACACACUGUUGCACUGAGUCUUUCUGCUCAUCAUCACCUCCACCCACACCACGGGGUAGUUUGGAGUCCACAGGACCACCCAGGGGCUCAGGACACUGCACACGCUUGAAGGCCCGGAAAGAAGUAUCAGGCAGCACCACCAUCAACCUCGGCCAGGACAGAGACAUCUGGAGGCCGCUGAUCCACACAACAGUCAACCUCAGUGAGAUCACCAGCAUCAAGUCGACCUUCCAGCUACGUACGUUUGACCCAGAAGGUGUGAUUUUCUACGGAGACACCAAAAACGGAGACGACUGGUUUGUUCUGUCCCUGAAAGACGGCAUCCCGCUGAUGCAGAUUAGCAAAGGGGACGUACUGGUCAGUGUGGCAGGCGGCCCCAAACUCGACGACGGGAAGUGGCACACGCUGGAGCUGAGCAACCAGGGGAAGUUUGUGAUUCUGGAGGUGGACGGCACCAGCGGGCUGGUGGUGGGGACGCAGUCCAAACACCCAGAGGAGGUCCUUUCAGGUGGACUCCGAUUGGCUCUUGGCGGGAUCCUGAUCGACAAGGAAAAGAUGAUUGUUCAGUUCGAGCCGCAGAUGGACGGUUGCGUGCGGGAAGGCAGCUGGCUGAACCUCAGCUCCCCCUGGGAGACAGAGGUGGAGGAGCUCUGGCCCUGCUAUCAAAACAUCCAGCCUGGCAGCUACUUCGCUGGCACUGGAUUUGCCAUUUUCAACACCUCAGGUUUCCCUGUUGACGCAGAUGAUGGGCUCAAGAUUGAAUUGGUGGGAGAUUUCAGUCAGAUGAACGGGACCAUUUUCAGCAUCAAAUCUCCUAGGCAUGAGUGGACAGUCGCCUUAGUGGCUGAUAAAAACACAAAUGUGGUCUCACUCACUUUGGAUCAAGAAAAGACUCUUAUGUUAAACUCUUUGAACAAGCUGGUGAUAAUCUUUCAGAGAGAGUUACUACAAGUGUUUCAAGAUGAACUAGGUGAGACUCCAUUUUCUGUCAAUCUGGGAAACCUUGAUGUUUUGACCACAUGGACAGAGGGCCGCCUGGCCGUUGGAGGUCUUCUAGGUGAAGGUGAGGACAACAUCGGCUCCCACUUCCUGACAGGUUGUCUGGAGAAAAUCCAGGUCCAAGGAAAGGAUUUGGAUCUGGAUUUAGCUGUCAAACACAUGUCAAUCUCCCCUCACAGCUGCCCCACAUAGAAAGUAUGCAUGUACCAUAUGUGGAAUAGAUGUUUGCAGUGGAUGACUUUGGGUUAAAACAAAAAAAGAUGUGAUGUUUUUAUGGAGCGAAACAACAUCUUGAUAACUGUUUAUCAGACUGCUGAUACUCAUUCUGUAGUCAAAUGUGGUAUUUGUACCAAUUAACCUGUAAAAUGUAUAGAUUUACUACUAAAUAUGAAUAUGUUUUUAAACAGAUCUCUCUUUCAAUAGCCCCAUUUUAAAAGAAUAUACAGAUUAAUGUGAGUCAUUUUCUGACCUUGGUACGUACAACAGUAUGUUUCUCUUUAAUAUGCCUCUCCAUGAAUAUGAAUUUUAUUACUGUAUUUAGAACAAAUAAAGGCUAAUCGUGCUUUGAGAGAUUCA
This is a messenger RNA of Lates calcarifer (barramundi perch), 1698 nucleotides long. It is a transcript of the gene shbg, whose product is annotated as sex hormone-binding globulin. The coding region runs from base 16 to 1314 and encodes 432 amino acids. Lineage: Eukaryota; Metazoa; Chordata; Actinopteri; Centropomidae. The record is from RefSeq and is a predicted model, not a curated record. The transcript is spliced from 8 exons. Gene Ontology annotation, molecular function: steroid binding.